AUACGGGAUUUCGUUCUUCAGCCACAGAGAAAAAUAGCUUCGACAAAUAUCAAUUAUCUUCUCGGCAGCAAUGGCGUCCCAAGAGAGAGAAGUCCAGGAGAGGCUACUUUCUGAAUCUGAAGACCAGGAGGUGGAGGAAAGGGCCUACGAAUCCGACGAGAAGAUCAUAAUCUCAAUCUCCGAUGAGGAUUCGGACACGGUGGAGGAUGAUGCCCCUCCGCCCCCUUUCUCGUGGCGAAAGUUAUGGCGUUUUACGGGCCCGGGAUUCCUCAUGUCCAUUGCUUUCCUCGACCCGGGAAACCUCGAGGGAGAUCUUCAGUCAGGGGCGAUCGCGGGAUACAGCCUUCUGUGGAUCCUUCUCUGGGCGACGGUGAUGGGGCUUUUGAUCCAGCUUUUGUCGGCGAGGCUCGGCGUGGUGACGGGGCGGCAUCUUGCGGAGCUUUGUCGAGAGGAGUAUCCGAGGUGGGCGGGGAUUGUGUUGUGGCUUAUGGCGGAGCUCGCGCUCAUCGGGGCGGAUAUUCAGGAGGUUAUUGGUAGUGCAAUUGCCAUCAGAAUUCUGAGUGGCGGGGUUAUUCCUCUGUGGAGUGGGGUUGUCAUCACCGCACUUGAUUGCUUUGUUUUCCUGUUCCUUGAGAAUUAUGGUGUGAGGAAAUUGGAAGCUUUCUUUGCUCUUCUUAUUGCAACCAUGGCAAUUUCCUUCGCUAUAAUGUUUGGAGAAACUAAGCCGAGUGGGAAAGAGCUUCUUAUUGGUACUUUGGUUCCGAAACUCAGUUCCAAUACCAUAAAGCAGGCAGUGGGUGUAGUUGGGUGUGUCAUUAUGCCCCAUAAUGUUUUCUUGCAUUCUGCUCUCGUACAAUCUAGAAAAGUGAAUGUCAAGCGGCGAAGCCGUGUAAGGGAAGCAAUGAGAUAUUACUCCUUAGAAUCUGCUGCGGCUCUUGCUGUUUCCUUCAUUAUCAAUGUCUUUGUUACCACUGUUUUUGCAAAAUCAUUUUAUGGUACUAAAAUAGCUGCUAGUAUAGGCCUUGAGAAUGCUGGGCAAGUUCUACAAGAGAAGUAUGGGACUACUUUGUUUCCUAUACUGUAUAUCUGGGGGCUAGGGUUAUUAGCAUCUGGGCAGAGUAGCACUAUUACAGGAACUUAUGCUGGACAGUUUAUUAUGGGAGGGUUUCUUAAUCUUCGUGUGAAAAAGUGGGUUCGGGCUCUUAUUACUAGAAGUUUUGCAGUUGUGCCGGCAAUAAUUGUUGCCCUAAGUUUUGAUUCUUCUGAAUCUGCAAUGGAUGCUUUGAAUGAGUCACUUAAUGUGCUUCAAUCAGUUCAGGUGCCUUUUGCGCUUAUACCUCUCAUCACUCUGGUAUCAAAGGAUGAAGUUAUGGGUUUCUUCAAAAUUAGUCUUAGUCUCAAAACUGUGACCUGGAUUAUUGCUGCAUUCUUGAUAGCCAUUAAUGGGUACCUUCUGGUAGAUUACUUCGCAUCUGAAAUAAAAAGCCUGCUUUACGGCUCCAUAGUGUGUUCUAUCCUGGCAAUAUAUGUGGCUUUUGUUGUAUACCUGAUGGUCCGCAGCUCUCUUCGUCCAGUGUUCUGUAAGGUAUCAACAAAUUCUACCCAUUGAAAGCUGCUUCUAUCACUUGAGUUUGUGAUGCAAGUUUUAUCAUCGAGACGCUCUGGUGAAGAAGAAUACAAGCUUGUUCUCAUAGACUGACAAGGAAUUAUUCAAUAAACAGGUUGUAGAUCCCAGGCUUAUUUAUAUUUUAGGUAUUUAUGGAUCUCAUGAAAUCAAUUUCUUAAAUCUGUAAGUAGUGUUAUGUAUGAUAAAUGGAUUAAUUAUUCUGUGCAGACGGCAAACGUCGUCCGGAGACCAAGCAGAAUGCACCACGUCACUUGUUGUUCGGUACCUAGCUCGGUACUGUUCGGUACCGCUGACGUGGCACAUUCUAGUUGGUCUCCGAAUACUGAACUGUGUUGGGCGUUCGCAUAGAAUAAUCUCUCUGAUAAAUGAGAUUGUCUCCAGGUAAUAAUACAAGUGAAUCAGAUUUGACAA
Messenger RNA from Dendrobium catenatum, 2038 nucleotides. RefSeq names its product metal transporter Nramp2. Gene Ontology annotation, cellular component: membrane. The record is from RefSeq and is a predicted model, not a curated record. Lineage: Eukaryota; Viridiplantae; Streptophyta; Magnoliopsida; Asparagales; Orchidaceae. Gene Ontology annotation, molecular function: manganese ion transmembrane transporter activity; cadmium ion transmembrane transporter activity. The coding region runs from base 71 to 1609 and encodes 512 amino acids. Gene Ontology annotation, biological process: metal ion transport. The transcript has 4 exons.